AUGCCUGACGUGAGCAUCCCUCCCCGCUGGUCUUUGCCGAACUGCAUCUAUGCUCUUGGUUUCGCCGUCCCCAGCGUCCGGAUUUGCUGCGGGAGAGGCGACAAGCCAUCCGAGGUUGAGGGCUUCCCGCAGCGCUCCUGGCAUAUGGAGCUUUGGCUCGUCAGUGACAAGCCUGAAAACAAGGGCGCUUUGAUUCCCGCGAACGUCUUUGACAAGGUUACCUUCAACUUGCACCCCAGUUUCGGUGCCCGUGCUACUCAAGUCUUCAAGCAGCCGCCUUUCCGUAUCCAAGAGGAAGGAUGGGGUGAGUUCGAGAUGACCAUUGACCUCACGGCCGACAAGACCUACACUCUCUCCCAUGAUCUGAACUUUGCCUCGAACCGCUAUGAAUCCAAGCAUGUGAUCACUUUCAAGAACCCCAAGCCCGCUUUGUUGGCUCUGCUGCGCGAGUCGGGCCCCGUCCCCGGUGAUGAAAAUGGUGCUAUCAAGUCUAAGCGCCCCGGUGUUGGCGAAGAGAGCGCUAAGAAGAAGAAGCGCGCUGAUAAGAAUGUCGACAUGGACAAGCUUGCCGACGGACUCCAGAAGCUGAACGAGGAUGAUCUCCUACAGGUCGUACAGAUGGUCCAAGACCAUAAGGCACCUGAUUCUUACACAAAGAAUGAUCUCGAGCUAGGGGAAUUCCACGUGGAUCUAUACACCCUUCCCGACGCGCUGGUCAAAAUGCUGUGGGACUUCACGGCAGACCGAGUUGGCCUGUAA
This is a messenger RNA of Penicillium paradoxum, 759 nucleotides long. Its product is annotated as putative transcription initiation factor subunit (TAF30). Gene Ontology annotation, molecular function: histone binding. The record is from RefSeq and is a predicted model, not a curated record. Bases 1 to 759 code for a protein of 252 amino acids. The transcript is spliced from 6 exons. NCBI's taxonomy places the organism in Eukaryota, Fungi, Ascomycota, Eurotiomycetes, Eurotiales, Aspergillaceae. Gene Ontology annotation, cellular component: NuA4 histone acetyltransferase complex; Swr1 complex. Gene Ontology annotation, biological process: regulation of transcription by RNA polymerase II; chromatin remodeling.